UAACCAAGAUUCCACAUGCAUAUAUUUAUAUGUUUGGUUGUCUUGUUGCAGAAAACGUUUGAAAAGAAAAAUGUUUAUAAUCUCAAUGAAGAAGAAGACUUAACUCACUAUGGUCAUUCUCUAGCAGACAUUGAGAAACUUAAUGACAUUGUUGAUAGUGACAGUGAUACUGAAGAAAAAGGAAUACUAUCAGAGGAAUUAACAGCUUCUCAUUUUGGAGGACUCCUUUAUAAGAAAAACCCCGCAGAACAGCAGAAUGAAGAAGAUAAAAAUCCCAAAUCACGGAAAGAACUUGUUGAAGAGUUGAUAGCAAAAUCCAAAUGGGAAAAGAGAGAGCGACGGACUCAGAGGGAAAAUACUCUAGAGCUUACAGAAAAGCUUAACAGUGAUUGGAAAGAGAUCCAAGCCUUCUUGUUGCAGAGGACCUCCAAGUCAGAAACGCAAAAUCAAGUUCAAGAAAAACCCAAGCCAGAUGAAUACGACAUGCUGGUUAGAGAGCUUGGAUUUGAAAUGAAGAUGCAGCCCUCAGACAGGAUGAAAACUGAAGAAGAGUUGGCAAAAGAAGACCAAGAGAAACUCCUGCAAUUAGAGGCUGACCGCUUACGUCGAAUGAAUGGAGAUGAACAAACGGAGAGCAGAAAGAAACCGAAGCACAUGUCAGCUGAUGAUUUGGCAGAUGGGUUUCUCCUGCACAAAGAUGACCGACCCUUGCUGUCUUACAGCAGUGACAAGGAUGAUGAAGAUGGAAAGGGAAAGGAGGAGGAUAGUGAGAACAAAGAAAGUGAAGAAGAGUCUGGUACUGAAACCGAGGCCAGUAACAAUCCCUCUGAACGUGACGCCAAUGAAGAGACGAUCGUGGGAAAGAUGCUUUCAAAAGGCAAAAGGCUAAUCGAGAGACGAAAUGCUGUCAAGGAGGCUGCCCAGCUGGAGCUGCCGUAUUUGUUUGCUGCUCCUGAAUCGUAUGAGCAGCUUCAGUCUUUAAUGUUGGGAAGAACAACAGAAGAACAAAUGCAUGUCAUAGAAAGAAUUCGGAAGACAAAUCAUCCCAGUCUUGCUGUGGGGAACAAAGCAAAGUUAGAAAAACUAUUUGGAUUUCUUUUGGAGUAUGUUGGCGAGUUGGCUCGUAAGGAGCCACCAGAACUGAAAACAGUUGACAAGCUUGUCGUAAUCUUGUUCGAGCUUUGCCAAAUGUUUCCUAAAGCUGCAAGUAAUCAUAUGAAGCUUCUCCUUCAAGAUGCUACACAUAGCAUGGAAGAAAUUAUAGAAGAGAAAGGUCUUCUGGCAUUUCCAGAGUUAGACAUGCUGCUAUAUUUGAAAAUUAUUACGGUUCUUUUUCCAACUUCCGAUUUCUGGCAUCCAGUAGUAACACCAUCAUUGGUUUAUAUGAGCCAACUGCUGACAAAGUGCGCAGUAAGAACUGAACAAGAUGUAGUGAAAGGGCUGUUGGUUUGCUGUCUGUUCCUGGAAUAUACAUCCAUGUCUCAAAGAUUCGUCCCAGAACUGGUCAAUUUUCUCCUGGGAAUCCUUCACCUGGCUGUACCUAACAACGAGGUCCAAGGUUAUACUUUGUUGCCUCCUUUCGCGUCACUAAGAAAACACUCAAACUUGCUUGUGGUCUGUGAAAAAUCAGGGACAGAAACAUGGCAAAAGCAAAAUAUUUCACUCCAUAUUUUAAGUAGAUCAAAAGGAAAAAGCAAAAUAGAAAUGAAUAAUCUGAGAUUGUCAUGUGUUGCUCUGUGUCUGGACCUUGUUAAAAGAUGUGCGGUUCUUUAUCGGGAGCUCCCGUCCUUCCAUGAAAUCACAGACCCCAUCCGGAUGCUCCUUUCCUCAUUCAUACCUCGUUCAGUCAAGUAUCCUGUACAGCUUCAGGAGUUAUAUGACACUGUUUUGGAGAAGCUGGAUGUCUGCAGGCAGUAUGACCCAUUGGUCUGUGAAAAGAGAAAACCUGUUCCUUUGAAGCUGUACACUCCAAAAAUAGUGAAAUUGCUAGAAUUCGGAAGAAAACAAGGCAGCAGUAGGCUGGAGCAGGAAAGAAAGCGCCUCAUUCACAAGCACAGGCGUGAACUCAAGGGAGCCGUGCGCGAGAUCCGCAGAGACAACCAGUUCCUCGCGAAAAUGCAGCUUGCAGAAAUCGUGGACAGGGAUUCUGAAAGAAAAAGAAAAGUGAAACAACUCUUCCAGAAUCUUGCUCAGCAGGAAGGAGAUUGGAAAGCGACAAAGAGAAAAAAGUUUUAAAUGUCCGCAGAUAAAUUAUACAAAAGGAAACCAAGAAUAUUUCAAUGGUUAGAAUUGCCUGGAAUAUUUUGAUCGUUUUAAAUAGGGGUAUAGUACUUCUGGAUUUAAAAAAACAAAUCUCCACCAAUGCAUUCUUGUAAGGGAGAAAUCACUUUCUAAAUAUAUUUGAUAAAUUUUGAAGCCUUUUUGGCUCA
Messenger RNA from Python bivittatus (Burmese python), 2429 nucleotides. Lineage: Eukaryota; Metazoa; Chordata; Lepidosauria; Squamata; Pythonidae. The record is from RefSeq and is a predicted model, not a curated record.